Paramuricea clavata is the source of this 336-nucleotide messenger RNA. NCBI's taxonomy places the organism in Eukaryota, Metazoa, Cnidaria, Anthozoa, Malacalcyonacea, Plexauridae. The record is from the annotation of a GenBank genome assembly.
UUCUACUUAUUUCAACUCGGAUUACCUGAAGAAGAUUCUGAAGAGUUUAAAAAGAUGUCGCAGGUGCUCCAAAAAGAGGUGCAAAAAUUCUAUUUGACCGGCGAAGUAAGCAUUGAAUCCUGGCUAAACCAAUUUAAAACUGAUGGUGACGAAGCUGUUUUGUCUUCAUGGGUACAGGAAAAUAAGGCCAUUGGGAGUAUUCCGUGGUUAGCAAAAAAUGAAAGCAUUACGAAGACGUUUACGUUUGUAUAUUAUUCAUUGAAUCUUGUGCUGGACGCCAUGUCAAACGUAUCGUUGAAAAUUUUACUUGAAAAAAUGGGAAACAAAUUACAGUAA